UAUAAAAGUACAUUGUAUGUAUGUGUAUAACCAGUAGGGCAAGAUAACCUAACUGGUGUAGAACGUCGUGCAAGGAAGCAACGUCUGCCACCGAAUCCGAACCACAGACCAUAAGCACUUGCGAUGGCUGACUUCUAACUACAAAGGAAUUUACGUUAGGGGCAUAAUUAGGGAAAUGUUCAGCGAUGUGAGGCGGCAACCCGUCAAGGCAACAGGCCCUCGCCAUGCUUCCAGCCAACGCAUCCGUGCAGUCAUCUCUGGGCGUCGAAGGACUGUAACCGUCUUUUCAGCUAUAACGUCGACACAAUUGGGCACGGGAGCCUGGGUGGUGGCCCCGCCCUACCGGCCCAAGGGUGUCGUACACUUCCUCGGGGGUGCCUUCGCGGGGGCGGCGCCGCAGCUGGCCUACCACCUGCUGCUGGACUCGCUGGCAGCCGCCGGCUACACCGUCAUCGCCACCCCCUACGCCCUCACCUUCCGACAUGACCAGUGCGCCCAGGCGGUACGACAGCAGUUCCUGGACUCCCUGGAGGAGAUCAGGAGCGGCAGGGCAGGCAGCGCAGGAGGAGGAGGCAGCAAAGGAGGAGGGUGGGGAGGCAGCAGUAGCCGUAGCCCUACCGACCCACGGGUCACACGGUUGCUGCCGGCGGAUGCGGCGCCUGACGACGUGCCGGUGUUUGGGUUGGGUCACAGCAACGGCUCGCUGCUGCACCUGCUGAUCGGCUGCCUGCACCCGGGUGCCAGCCACUCCAACAUGCUGCUGUCCUUCAACAACAAGCAGGUCAAGGAUGCCGUACCGUUGCCGGGUCUGCUGGACGGCCUGCCAGCAGCGGUCCAGGCAGCCCGGGCAGCCGCCCCCGCCCUGCCCGACCUCUCCACCCUGCCCCUGACGCUGCCGCUGCCGCCCCUGCCCUCCUCGCUGUCCGCCUCCUCCCUGGGUUCGGAGGUGCUGCGGGGGGUGGCCGCGCUGCUCCCCGAGGAGCUGG
Messenger RNA from Astrephomene gubernaculifera, 986 nucleotides. The record is from the annotation of a GenBank genome assembly. Lineage: Eukaryota; Viridiplantae; Chlorophyta; Chlorophyceae; Chlamydomonadales; Astrephomenaceae.